Messenger RNA from Dicrocoelium dendriticum, 549 nucleotides. Lineage: Eukaryota; Metazoa; Platyhelminthes; Trematoda; Plagiorchiida; Dicrocoeliidae. The record is from the annotation of a GenBank genome assembly.
AUGUCACCAUCGGUUUGUCCUACGCAUGUCGUGACAUUUUACUGUUCAGGUGAUUGUGAGGCAAACACUCAACGGAUCACAGCUGUUGAGAAGUUAUUUGGCUUUCCAGGCAAGAGAUUGCAUACACCCAGGCGUGUGCUCGUUGGUGAAGGUACACUGACUAAAAUUUGCAAACGAAAACCGAAACAGAGCAUACUUUUACAGCGAAGAAGCCCCCACUUUAUCGAUUUGAUUGACACCGAGGUGGCGGAUGUUGGGGACAAUGGAAUUUACCAAAACGGGUUUUCAGUUUUAAAUCCAAGGAAAUCGUUCACUCUUUAUGCAACUACUUCGGACGAGAAGCUACAGUGGAUAGUACAUUUGAGACGGUGUAUUUCUGAGGCCCGACUUUUGGCCGGCUUCAUUGGCACGCCAUCGGUGAAGCACUCACCUGUGUGGAUUCCGGACUCCGAGACCAGCUCAUGUAUGGCAUGUCAUUCGACCCUGUUCACACUUUUUCAGAGAAAGGUGAGUCGAUUUUUCCGAACUGUCUCGUUUAACUUAACCUGA